Molecule: messenger RNA, 5704 nt
Organism: Monascus purpureus
Lineage: Eukaryota; Fungi; Ascomycota; Eurotiomycetes; Eurotiales; Aspergillaceae
Source: the annotation of a GenBank genome assembly
CAGAGGUGCGCCCGCUCGAGCUUCUCAUUCUUUACUCUUGAUAAAAAUGGCGCCAAUCAAGCGCAAGGGAAACGGCGCAGAGGAUGUAACUGCUCGUCAGCCCCAGAAGCGCGUACGAGUUGGAGCAGAAGAAGGCAAGCGCCAGCAAAAGAAACGAUCCAGCCACGCGUUAGAAGCAUCCUCGACCAAAGAGGUCGGGGAGUCGAAAGCUUCACUUAGCUCGGCAUCAAAGGCGUCCGAAAUUUCUGUUCUGCGAGACGACGAGCCGUCUUUCCCUCGUGGUGGUGCGAGUGUCUUAACUCCUCUUGAGCGGAAACAAAUUCAAAUUCAAGCGACAAAGGACGUACUCUUCGAGCAGAAAGGAUCGACAAAACAAUCUGGCGAUUUGGAUGAUAGCGAGGGAGAGGAUGACGUUCAAGUGGAUGAUGAGAAUGAGCGUGCCUCUGUCAAGAAACCUCGCAAAAAGAAAUCUAAAAGCCAAAAGCAUCUCGAACGAGAAGCGUCCGAAAAGCAAGGUGUUCGGGUCGAAGGUCUCAGCUUCAAGCGCAUUGUCCCUGGAUCUAUGGUUCUAGGACAAGUUUCAAGUAUCAAUGCUCACGAUAUAGCCCUUUCCCUACCUAAUAAUCUUACCGGCUAUGUUCCUUUAACCGCGGUCUCCAAGAUCCUCGACCAAAAGAUCGAAAAGAUGUUAAAUGACGAUGCUAGUGAUGAGAAUGAGGAGGACACAGAAGAGGACAUUCUGGACUUGAAGGAUUACUUCUACCUGGGCCAAUACUUGCGAGCUUAUGUCGUAUCUGCUGGAAACGACUCUACUGACGCCUCUUCCCGGAGCAAAAAACGAAUCGAACUUUCUGUUGAUCCCGAACAGGCAAACUCGAGUCUCACGAAGUCUGAUUUAGUCGUGAACUCUGCUGUUCAAGCGUCGGUCGUCAGUGUGGAGGACCAUGGUUUAGUUAUGGAUCUUGGCGUCGAAGGCCCCGAUAUUAAAGGUUUCAUGUCUUCCAAAGAAAUAGACCCGAAACGGGAUAUCACGAGCGUCAAGGAGGGGUCGGUUUUCCUGUGUAUGGUCACUGGCCACAGCGCCAACGGAAAUGUCGUCAAACUAUCUGCCAAUCUCCAAUCCUCUGGCUCUGUCAAAAAAUCGCACUACCUGAGCAUAGCACCCACAAUUAAUUCAUUUCUGCCGGGAACUGCUGCGGAGAUCCUCUUGACGGAUGUUACGACUAACGGUAUGGCUGGGAAGAUAAUGGGCAUGCUAGAUGCAACGGUGGACCUGGUUCAGUCUGGAGGAAAUGCAGGGAAGGAUGAACUGACCAAAAAGUUCCAUAAUGGUGCAAAAAUUAGGGGCCGCCUUGUUUGUACCUUCCCAGCCUCGGAACCAUACAAGGUUGGCUUUUCGAUGUUGGAUCAUGUUCUCAAAUUUGCAUCAGAUGGCCAUGGACCUGGUUCUUCCAAUGAUGCCCCCGCAAUUUCUGCGAUUGUGCCCGAGUCGAAGGUGGUGGAGGUUGACCCUCGUCUUGGAGUUUAUGUACAGAUUGGAUCGACGAAACACUUGGGAUUUGUCCACAUUUCUAAGGUCUCAGAUGGGAAAGUUGAGAGCAUCUCGGCGGAACAAGGCAAAUUCAGAGUCGGUUCCAGUCAUGAGGCGAGGAUCAUCGGCUACAAUGCGCUUGACAAUCUUUACUUAAUGUCUUUUGAAAAGCAUGUCAUUGAUCAGCCAUUCCUUCGCAUCCAGGAUGUGACAAUCGGCGCUGUAGUGAAAGGAAAGAUUGAGAAGGUCAUAAUCGGCCCUAAUGGCUUAGAUGGAUUGAUCGUCGCACUUGCUGAUGGCAUCACUGGUCUUGUUCCGCCCAUGCAUUUUGCGGACACGCAGCUGCAGUUCCCCGAAAAGAAAUUCCGAGAAGGAAUGACAGUCUCUGCUAGGAUCCUUUCCGUUAACUUGGAGAAGCGCCAAAUUCGCCUGUCCUUGAAAAAGACCUUGCUGAACAGCGAAUCAGCAAUUUGGAAGGAUUAUGAGGACAUUGUUCCCGGAGCUCAAUCCCCAGGCACCAUUGUCAAUAUCCAACCACAUGGUGCUGUCGUCCAGUUUUAUGGUACCGUGCGAGGGUUCCUUCCGGUGUCGGAAAUGAGCGAGGCUUAUAUCAAGGAUCCAUCUCAACAUUUCAGACUGGGCCAAGUCGUCAAUGUUCACGCUCUGAGUGUAGAUGCGUCUCUUGGAAAGUUGGCUGUCUCCUGCAAGGACCCUUCGACCUUUACAGAGAGUUACAGAAAGGCCUUUGAAAAUCUCCGUCCGGGGCAUCUAGUUACUGGGGUAGUGUUUGAAAAGUCAAGCGAUGACCUCCUUCUCAAACUUGAUGAUUCUGGUCUUAUAGCUCGGUUGGAUGUUCGGCAAAUCGUUGAUGGUUCUCCAUCGAAGCAGAGCUCUGCCCUUUCCAAGACCCGCGUUGGACAGAAGCUCAAUGACUUGCUCGUGAUGGACAUCCAACGUGCGCAUCGGCUCAUCAAGGUGACGAACAGGACAAGCCUGAGAAAAGCUUCGGGAAAGGGGCUUGUCCCUUGGCGAUUUGAGGAUGUCCACGAAGGUGCUGAAGUCACUGGGUUUGUUCGCAAUAUAACUUCAGACGGCAUUUUCGUCGAAUUCCUUGGUGGUCUCACGGCAUUGGUCCCUAGACGACUUGUUAGCGAUGAGAGUACAGACAAGGCAGAUUUCGGGGUGGAGAAGAUGCAGACAAUUUCUGCAACGGUUCAUUCUAUUGAUACCGACUUCCGCCGAUUUAUUCUAAGCAUGAAACCUUCAGAGGCCACUCGCGCUGGCCCUAAGGAACGAAAAACACCGGCUCGUACUGAGGAUGUGAUCACCAACGCCGUCGACGAAAGCAUCCAUUCAAUGUCUAAUCUUGUGUUUGGAAGGACCGUGAAGUGCAGGAUUGUUUCCGUCAAGACAACUCAACUCAACGUCCAACUUGCCGACAAUAUUCAAGGUCGGAUCGAUGUUUCUGAGGUCUUUGACAAAUGGGAAGAUAUCAAAGACCGGAAACAUCCACUAAAAUACUUCCAACCGAGAGAAGUUAUUUCCGCUAGACUCCUCGGUGUCCAUGAUGCUCGCAAUCAUAAAUUUCUACCGAUCAGUCAUCGCACCGGCAAAUAUCCGGUGUUCGAACUUUCCAUUAAGCCAAGCUUCCUUGAAGCAGCUAAUCCCAGCCCAUUGAACUUGGAACAAAUUCAAGUCGGGUCGUCAUGGUUGGGAUUUGUCAACAACAUUGUUGAUAAUUGCUUGUGGAUUAACCUGUCGCCCAACGUUCGUGGAAGGCUUCGCUUCAUCGAUGCAUCUGACGAUCUAUCUCUUUUAGCCGAGGUCGAAAAGAAUUUCCCGGUUGGGUCUGCUUUACAGGUCCAUGUCACCGCUGUCGACACCGACAAGGGUCGUCUGGAUCUUUCAGCAAAACAUGGCCAGAACAAUCUUUCGUUGACAGAUUUGUCUGUAGGCAUGGUUUUGCCAGGGAGAGUGACUAAGAUAACUGAGAGGCAGGUGAUCAUGCAGCUCAGCGACACAGUUGUAGGUGCGGUUAAUUUGAUCGACUUUGCCGAUGAUUACUCCAAGGCAAAUCCUACAAUAUAUCAGAAGAAUGAAGUUCUUCGCGUGUGCAUCAUCGGCAUCGAUGUUCCUAAUAAGAAGCUUUCUCUCUCCAUGCGGCCAUCCAAGGUUUUGAGCUCCUCUCUUCCCGUGCAGGAUCCGGAAAUUUCUUCGUUGAAACAACUAAAAGCAAACGAUAUCGUUCGAGGAUUCGUGAAGAGGAUAGCCGAUAGCGGACUGUUUGUCACCUUGGGUCAUAACGUCACUGCCUACGUUCGAAUCUCAGACCUCUCAGACUCCUAUAUUAAGGAGUGGAAAAAUGAAUUCCAGGUAGAUCAACUAGUCAAAGGUAGGAUUACCUUGGUGGAUCUGGAGCAGGGAAGACUGCAAAUGAGCCUAAAAGAAUCCGCCUUGGAUCCGAACUACAAGACUCCGAUAACUCUGCGGGACCUCAAACCCGGCCAGAUUGUUACUGGAAAGAUCCGCAAGGUAGAGGAAUUUGGCGCAUUCAUUGUCAUAGAUGGAUCAGCGAAUGUCAGUGGCCUUUGCCAUCGCAGCGAAAUGGCCGACAAGCGUGUUACUGAUGCCCGGACACUUUACGAAGAAGGGGACGCGGUGAAGGCCAAGAUCCUCAAAAUUGAUCGUAACGAGGAGAAGAUAUCCUUCGGGCUGAAGGCGUCUUAUUUUGGUGACCAGGAAGACGAUAGUGAUGAGGAUAUGGUUGACUCCGAGGAAGACUCGGAAGACGAUGGUGGAGUCGGCAUUGGAAGUGACGACUCCGAUGAGGAUGAUGACGAAUCUGAGGGAGGAGUUGACCUGGAAGAUGAUGAGAGUGACGCUGAGCAGAGUGAUGAUAAUGGCGAUGGCGAUGUUGAGAUGGCAGACGCACCAACCAGGGAGGGAGGCUUAGGUGCAACUGGCUUUGACUGGAGCGGAAAUAUCCAGGACAACGAGGAGGAUGAAGCAGUUAGGUCAGAUCAAGAUGAGGACGAAAAUUCGAAGAGAAAGAAGAAGAGCCGCAAGCCGGAGAUUCAGGUGGACCGUACAGGCGACUUGGAUGCUCAUGGCCCGCAGUCGGUAGCCGACUACGAGCGGCUUCUGCUCGGUGAGCCUGACUCGUCACUGUUAUGGUUGAAAUAUAUGGCUUUCCAGUUAGAACUGGGUGAGGUCGAGAAGGCACGAGAAAUCGCCGAGCGUGCCCUCCGUACUAUCAGCAUGGGACAAGAUACUGAGAAGCUCAACGUUUGGGUCGCAUUGUUGAACUUGGAGAACACGUACGGCAAUGAGGAUAGCCUCGAGGAGGUAUUCAAGCGUGCGUGCCAGUACAACGAUACUCAGGAGAUCUACGAACGCAUGAUCAGCAUUUACAUCCAAUCUGGGAAGAACGAGAAAGCGGAUGAACUCUUCCAGACUUCACUGAAGAAGAAGAUCUUCCAAUCUCCCAAAAUUUUCAUCAACUAUGCCACCUUCCUCUUCGACACCCUGGCAGCCCCAGACCGUGGUCGUGCACUGCUACCACGUGCACUCCAGUCUCUCCCAGCCCACACCCAUGUCGAGACUACAUCCAAAUUUGGACAACUCGAAUUCCGAUCUCCAAAUGGAGACAUUGAGCGUGGUAGAACGGUGUUCGAAGGCCUUCUGUCGUCAUUCCCCAAGCGUGUCGAUUUGUGGAAUGUCCUCCUGGAUCUGGAGAUCAAGGCGGGCGAUAUUGAGCAGGUCCGCCGACUGUUUGAGCGGGUUCUCGGAAUCCGCGAUGUUAAGAAGAGUGCUGCCGCAGCGGCUACUCCGGAGGGCAAGAGGCUCAAGCCUAAACAGGCGCGGUUCUUCUUCAAGAAAUGGCUGGCGUUCGAGGAGAAGCUUGCAGGUUCCGGCGGCCGAAAUGAGAAGAUGAUUGAGGACAUCAAGGCGAGGGCAGCGGAGUACGUCAGGGCUUUGAAACAGGAGGAGUGAGUGGGUGUAAGCAUUGCGAAGUGAAAAAGUUCUUGUCUUUCUCUUGGGUUAAGGUGCUUUAUACUCCGUAUACAGGUCUAGAGCGUUGCAAUGUAUAUAAAAAGGCACUGCACAAUUUUCUUCUCGUUUUUGUACAUGCAUCAGGUACUGACGUGAUAUUUUAAUUGAAGUAAGCACAUA